Sphaerulina musiva SO2202 is the source of this 480-nucleotide messenger RNA. RefSeq lists its product as uncharacterized. The coding region runs from base 1 to 480 and encodes 159 amino acids. NCBI's taxonomy places the organism in Eukaryota, Fungi, Ascomycota, Dothideomycetes, Mycosphaerellales, Mycosphaerellaceae. The record is from RefSeq and is a predicted model, not a curated record. The transcript has 2 exons.
AUGACUCUCCGAAGCAACAUUCCCAUCCUCCUCCUCCUGGGUUUUACCUUCACAACCCUCCUCACACCAGUCACAGCAACCCACAAAGUCAACGAUAAAUGCACCAACAAAAAAUACUUCAACACACUCGGCUGCUCGAAAAGUGAAUGCCAAGUGGGAACCCUACCUCCUCCUAUAACUCACUUCCCACAAUUACUAAUUCAUUCAUUCAUUAACUCACACAGCUCAAAUGCGUCGAAGAACCCAACGGCAACAACGCAUAUUUCUGGCGAGUACAAGAAACCUGUCAAGAUAUGCAGUGUCAGAAUGGAGCUUGUAAUCCGAAUUUUCCGGAUUUGGAUUGUUUUGCCUAAAAUGGGGGAGAGAAGAGAGGGAGAGAGAGAGAGGGAGAGAGAGGGAGAGGAAGAAGAGGAAGAAGAGGAAGGAGGGAUGAAGGAAGGAAGAAGAAAGAUGGAUGUUCUUGAAUGGAGUGUGUGGUAG